Molecule: messenger RNA, 5481 nt
Organism: Diabrotica balteata
Lineage: Eukaryota; Metazoa; Arthropoda; Insecta; Coleoptera; Chrysomelidae
Source: the annotation of a GenBank genome assembly
GUUUUGAUAAACUAUUACUAAUAAAUUUUAUCCCUAAAACUUAUUAUAUUACUUUAAUUUAUAUAAUCUAAUACCUAGUUUUUCCUUGUUGCAGAUUCAAAUGUGUUCUAUGGAAUACGAAAUGUUGGUGUCUCACAGUCCGCCCGUUUUUAGCCACAGUCCACCAACCGGGGGUUUUCUCACAGAUUACGCAGCUUUAAGGUUAGGUGCAGAUUUUCCUCGAGCAGCUUAUACCACCACAACUUGCAAACCCCUUCACCAUUCAAAUUCGUUUAACUCAUUACCAAAAGUUCCUAUAAAGAUGCCUGCAUACCCAAAAAGGCCUUGCUUAGUGAUUAGACCCACCGAAGAAACGUCAAGUUCCAGUGAUGAAGAUCCCACCAGCCCCACGAGACUUAAAAAGAAGGUCGUAUUUGCCGAUGAUAAAGGCAUGUCCCUCACUCACGUCCGCGUGAUGACUGAACCAUCCAACGUCCCACCCCUAUGGAGCUACAGAUUCCUAGCCGAAGUAACUCAAGGACUGAAUGCAGAUCCCGUGGGACAAAUCGACACGUGGGAAAUCACCUUUCCUCAACCUGCUUCUGAUUACGUUGCUUUCAGAAAGAGACUAGAUACGAACAAUGUAACUCUAGAAAACGUUAUCAUCAAGGAGGCUGAGGAUAGUAUACUGGGUACCGUGAAAGUUAGAAACUUAUCUUUCCACAAAGAGGUUUUUGUGAGGUGUUCCACUAACGAUUGGAAAAAUUAUGAAGACUGCUUUUGUACCUACGUGCCAAACAAUAUGAAUACUAACAUUAAUGUUCUUUAUGAUACCUUCUCUUUCAAAAUUCCACUUCCAAAUAAUACUAAAAAGCUUGAAUUUUGUGCUUGCUUCAAAUGCGAUGGAAAAGAAUAUUGGGAUAAUAACUACAAUAAGAAUUAUGUGCUCUUAAAGAAAUCGUCUCUUCACAGAUCUCUGUCCAACGAUGAUAUAUAUUCAAGAAAGGAAAAGGAAAGCCAGGCAAUAAGAAAAUGUAAUGAUAUAGUACAAGCAAAAAUGGAAUCGUGGUCGGAAUUUGCUAGUUGGACACAUUUAGAUAAUAAUAGUCCUUACUGGUAAGGGCCAGUUUUGUGUUUUUGUGUUAAAGACCAUGAACGGCAGCAAAUUUUAAGGAUGUAAAAUAUAUUCAGUAAUCUCCGUGAAUUCAACGUUGCCAAAAGGAAGCCAUCUUCAAGAAAUGCUGCUUCUACUGAAGACCGUCUACAGUGCCGGUUAGAGAUGUUCAGUAAAGUCGUGUUGAAAAAUGGCUUCUUCAAGUUAAGAAGACCAUACGAAAAACAAAAGAAAUAUAACGGACCGCUCGGUCUAGGACUGAAAUCUGUGAUAUAAGAAAUAUGACCGUUAUUUAUUUUAAAAAGUUUUGUGAGUUUAUUCACUUCUUAAGAAGAGAUGUGGUUUUGCUUGUAAUUUAGUACCUACUCAAAAGACUGAUAUUAUAAUUAGUAAGGUGUAAAUGUUAAGAUUGUAUAUCCUGAGGAUGAUUUUAAAGGUUUAUGUAUAUUGCUAUGUAUCUAUAUUAUAACAAAGCGUAUAUUUUUUAAUAGAUCUUUUAAAUAGUGAGUACGUUAGUUCCUUGAUUGAGAAAUUUGGAAUUGUUUGAAUAUUUUUAAUAACAGAAUAAAUCUGCAACAGCUCGAAAAAAUGUGGUAUCUAUUUAACAGCUUAAUAGCUCGACUCAUUAACAUGGUUGUUAACAUUUUUAAUAACACGUUACAGUUUCUAUUAAAAUAUUUUUAGUUUAAACCGCAAAGCACUUUAUGCUGUGUGAUGUAAUAUGCUAUAGUGCGUAUUGUACUUAGGUGCUGUGAUCGUGCUGGUAGCUACAGAUACUUCUAUGUAUCGACCAAAUGUGCCUAGUUACUAAAUUUUGAUGAUUUGCAGAUGUACUGAUCAUCAGAAUUAUUUCAAUUUAAUUUUAUUUUAUUGACGUUAUAAUUAAAGCCUGUAUAGUCAGGAGUUUGUGCAUAAUUUUUUUAGGCCUUUUGUAUACAAAUAUUUUAAAUAUCCAUUUCUGUUUUACUUGUUAAUGGGAGUAAUAUCGCUUUCUUUGAACACUUUUAGGUAUUCUUUGAUCUCGAAUUUCUUUCACUCUAAAUAUGUCUAUCGAUAAUUACAAUUAAAAGUGCACAAUUUUAUGUUUUACGAACUAAAUCCUUGUAUUUGAUUAAAUUUUUGUAUCAGUAGUAUUGGAGGCUAAAGAUAUCUUUUUUUUCUGUGUGCUCCCUUGACUUCAUCAUAAUCAUUGCAGCUGAUUUGAGCUAAAAAUCCUUUUUAUAAUUUUACUUUUGGCAUUUUAUCAGUAUAUUAUAGGUAAUGGAUUUCGACAAGAGCUAUGCGCUUGUAAAUAACAGGUAAACUCGUGUACUGAAUCGGCAUGACUCAUGGCUCUUGAUAAAAUCCAUUACCUAUACUUCAUACUUUCUCUUUACAAUGUUAUUACUAUUUUAUGAUGACAUCUUGUUUUAGUUACGGUACUAUUAUCGUCUAGAAUGCUAAAAUAUGGCACAUUUUCAACAAUUUUUUUUAUCUUAUUUAUUAUAUAUGGCAAUUAAACUUCUUUUAUAUUAUUAUACAACUUUUGAAAGAUUGCAAAAACAUUGUUCAGGUUUUUUCCACUGUUCGUGUAUUUUAAAGAUGACUGCAACAAUUUUUCGUCCAAAAAUUACUGCUCCAUGGCGGACCGUUAACCUCUGGAACGGCAAACCCGAAACGUAAAAUUUGAGAAGGGUUUUAAAAAAUAUUAAAAAUAUUAAAAUAUUAAAAAUUAAAAACUCUCACCAAAAAAACAAUAUGGCGGACAUUCGAAAAUAUUUUUUCUUUUUAAAUAUUUCACCUUUAUCAAUAUUUUACCAUUUUUCUACUUUGUUCAGUCACCAAAAUUUUAUUAUUUUUUUUUAUUUGGUUAAAUUGUAGUAAACUAUCAUAGAGAAAAGUCAAACAAUGCAAAAAAAAAUAAUAAAAUUUUUGUGACUGAAUAAAGUAAAAAAAAAUCAAUUUUUAAACAUAUUUUCAAAUGCGCCAUUUGCGCCAUUUUGUUUUUUUUAUUUUUAAUUUAAAGAUUACAAAAAAAAUCUGUUUUUUUUGUUUGUGUAUUUUAAAGAUGACUGCAAAAAUUUUUCGUCCAAAAAUUACUGCUCCAAAAAAAAUAAAAUGGCGGACAUUCGAAAAUAUUUUUCCUUUUUAAAUAUUUUAGCUUUUUUCAACUUUGUUCAGCCACAAAAAUUUUAUUAUUUUUUUUAUUUGGUUACAUUGCAGUUCUAGCUUUCAUAGAGAUAAGCAAAAAAUAAUAAAAUGCGUCAAGGUUUAUAAAAUCCUCCUAGUAAAUCAGGAGAUUAAGGAUUCUGGGAAAAACUACGCGAUUAAAUCUGGCGGGCAGUUAAUCUCUGGAUCUAGUCAGUUGAUUUUAAUAAACCUUGAUGAAUUUUGUUUGUUUUGGUUUUCUAUAGGUUUACCACAAUUUGACAAAAAAAUAAUAAAAUUUUUGUGACUGAACAAAUCGAAAAAAAUUUAAUUUUUGAACAAUUUUUUCAAAUACACGCCAUUUUGUUUUUUUUUUAAUUUUCAAUUUGAAGAUAACAAAAAAAAAAUUUUGAUUUUUUUUUCUAAAAGAUUCUAAGAAAAACUAUGUAUUUAAAACUGAAGGACAGUUAAUCUCCAGAUCUAGUCAGUCAAUUUUAAUAAACCUUGAUGCAUUUUAUUUGUUUCGAUUUUGUGUAAGAAAAUUGACUGCUGUUUGAUUAGAAAUAAUAAUCAAAUUUUUGUGACCGACCAAAGUCGAAAAAAUGUCAAUUUUUGACGAACUUUUUCAAAUAUCCGCCAUUUUGUUUUUUUUUUUAAAUUUUCAAUUUAGUUUCUUCCAAAACUGACUACUUUAUUGGGGGUUGUUUAACUCUGUAACGUCAAAUUUGAAUCACAAAAUUCGAGAAGAGUUUUAAAAAAUUAAAAAUAAAAACUCUUAUUAAAAAAAAUUAAAAAAAAAACAAAAUGGCAGACAUUUGAAAAUAUUGUUAAAAAAUUGACCUUUUGACUUUUUUUAUUAUUUUUAUUUGGUUAAAUUGUAGUGGACUAUCAUAGACAAAACCAAAAUAGCAAAAUACAUCAAGAUUUAUUAAAAUCAAUGGACUAAAUCCAAGCAUAAAGGAUUCUGAGAAUAACUACGUUUUUAAAACUGGUGGACAGUUAAUCUCUGGAUCUAGUCAGUUAAUUUUAAUAAACAUAAAUGAUUUUGUUUGUUUUGGGUUUCUAUAAGACAGUUUACCACAAUGUGACAAAAAAAAUAAUAAUUUUUUUUUAUUAGACAAAUACGAAAAAAGUCAAUUUUUGAACAUUUUUUUCAAAUAUCCACCAUUUCGUUUUUUUAGGAAUUAACAAUUUCUCUGGUAAACUGUCACAUUAGAAUAAGUGCCUCUUUUUUAAAACCCUUCUCGAAUUUUAUAUUUCAGAUUUUCCAUUCCAGAGAUUAACUGUCCGCCAUAGACCAGUAAUUUUUGUACGAAAAAUUGUUAAUGCCACUUUAAAAUACGGGAAUAAUGAAAAAAAAUCUUCAAAAGUUUUAUAAUAAUAUAGAAAAAAUUGUUGAAAAUGUGUAAUUUGUUAGCAUUCUAGACAGUAGUAGUACCUUAAACAACGCUUAAACAUAUUUGUUUCAACUCUCCUAUUUUUAUCUCAUUUUUUGUAGUAGUUUUGCAUUUCAUACGUUAAGAAUGGAUAUUUCCGUUUUGAACUCCCUUUUUGCCAGAUUGAUUAAUGGUUGUCGCACAAGGCCCUUUUUUUAUUGAUAACUGAAUAACUAGGUAAUAAUUUUCGGAUAAUGACGUCUGUAAAUGUCUAUCAUCAAUACUAAAAAUAUAUUUGCCACGUAUUUUCAAUGGGCAACAUUUGACUUACGGUUUUCUUAUUUUUUUUUACGCUGUAAACGUUUUAAACCCCAAUGUAUAUCUUUCUACUUAAUUUAGAUCUACAAUUUGUCGAAAACUUUUGUUGUGAAAUUUAACUCAUUAAAAUAAAUAUCACAACAAAAAUUAUUUUUAACGACAAAUUGUCAACAGGUCUUAAAAACAUAGAUGCCACAAAAAAGCUUUCAAACAACACUGUCAAUCUCAUUCAACUUGUUUAUAUUUAUACAAGUAGAAAUCAUUUUAUAAAUCAACCAUUAUGUUGUUUUAAUUUUAAAACUUUUUUUAAUAAUUAAGUAGGUUGUGAAGGAAAUGAUUUCAGCUUGUCUCUGUACCAUAUAUUAUUUUAUUUUUAUGUUAUUUUCGUUUUAGAAAAUGCUAAGGAAAAAAUGAAGUGUGAAACAAUUUCAAAUUUUUAUAUCUACGUAGAUGCAAUAUCGAUUUGUGUACCUAUUUUUAGUUGUAUGUAAUUAUUAAAACUUGCAAAAUGGUUUAUAUUGUCAUCUGAUUAUUAAUUUAUAAAAUAAAAUUGUUAAAUUUAUGUGC